Molecule: messenger RNA, 2937 nt
Organism: Prosopis cineraria
Lineage: Eukaryota; Viridiplantae; Streptophyta; Magnoliopsida; Fabales; Fabaceae
Product: probable alpha,alpha-trehalose-phosphate synthase [UDP-forming] 11
Exons: 3
Coding region: 194-2755 (853 amino acids)
Biological process (GO): trehalose biosynthetic process
Cellular component (GO): cytosol
Molecular function (GO): catalytic activity
Source: RefSeq, a predicted model, not a curated record
CAGCUCGAUGCUAUGGAAUGUGCAUUAUCAUUGUAUUGGAUUUCUCUCGCUCGAAGAUUCGUCUUUCUCUGCAACACGCUCCUAUAAUUUCCUCCCUGGCUCCGACCUGGAAAAGUCCAAUCCUUUCUCUUUCUUCAUCGACCCCAGUUAGUUCCUUUCUUGAGAAAAAAGGUUGCAUUUUUCAUUUCGGAUAAUGCUCUCGAGAUCUUGCUUAGACUUGUUGAAUUUGAUCUCCAUCGAUGAUUACCGGACUCUGAGCGGGAUACCGAACGACAUGACGCUCCCGGGAGUGGUGCCCGAAUUCCAAGUCCGCGAUGAUGCCGAUUCCGGUGCGGGUUCCGACGGCAUCGUCUCCUCUGUUCCGCAAGAACGCAGAAUCAUCGUCGCCAAUCAGUUGCCGAUAAAAUCGUUUCUUGAUAGCGAGACCAGAAAAUGGAGUUUCGAAUUGGACAGUGAUAAUCUCUAUCUGCAGCUCAAAGACGGGUUUCCCUCCGACGUCGAAGUUCUCUAUGUGGGUUCUUUGAAAGCCGACAUCGAUCCGUCGGAACAAGACGAAGUGUCCCAAAUAUUACUCGAAAAGUUCCGAUGCGUGCCAACGUUUUUGCCUCUCGAGAUUCAGAAUAAGUUCUACCAUGGAUUCUGCAAGCAUUACCUCUGGCCUCUGUUUCACUACAUGUUACCGAUGUCGCCGAGUCACGGUGCCCGUUUUGAACUAGCGCAGUGGAAAGCCUACGUUUACGCCAACAAGGUUUUCGCCGAUAAGGUAAUGGAGGUGAUAAACCCGGAGGAGGAUUACGUUUGGAUUCACGAUUAUCAUCUCAUGAUCUUGCCUACCUUAUUGAGAAGACGGUUUCACAGGGUCAAACUCGGGUUUUUCCUUCAUAGCCCAUUUCCGUCUUCUGAAAUCUAUAGAACAAUUCCAGUUCGUGAUGAUAUCCUUCGGGCUCUGUUAAAUUGCGAUUUAGUCGGUUUCCACACGUUUGAUUACGCGAGACAUUUCUUGUCCUGUUGCAGUAGAAUGUUGGGGUUGGAUUAUGAGUCCAAGAGGGGUUACAUUGGGCUAGAUUAUUACGGUCGAACAGUAACUAUCAAGAUCUUGCCGGUGGGGAUUCACAUGGGUCAGCUCCAAUCGCUGUUGUCGAUGUCUCAUACCGGUGACAGGAUUGAAGAAUUGAAGAAACAAUACGAUGGGAAGGUCGUUAUUUUGGGUGUGGAUGAUAUGGAUUUGUUCAAAGGCUUGAGCUUGAAGUUACUGGCAAUGGGACAACUCUUGGAAGUGCACGAAGAAUUAAGGGGUAAAGUAGUUUUAGUCCAGAUUCUGAACCCAGCAAGAAGCAGAGGGAAAGAUAUUCAAGAUGUUCAAAACGAAACAAAUUCUAUCGCGAAUGAGAUCAACGAGAAAUACGGCGAACCUGGGUACCAGCCAGUUGUGUUCAUUAACGGCCCUGUUUCGACGCAGGAGAAAGCCUCCUACUACGCCAUUUCUGAAUGCUGCGUUGUGAAUGCUGUGAGAGAUGGUAUGAAUUUAGUGCCUUAUAAGUACACUGUUUGUAGACAGGGGAUCGAUGCAAAUGAUUCGACGAGUCCUAAACGAAGCGUCAUCAUAGUGUCUGAAUUCAUCGGUUGUUCUCCGUCGCUGAGCGGAGCAAUCAGAGUGAACCCGUGGAACAUCGAAGACGUCGCAGAGGCAAUGAACUCGGCGAUUACGAUGUCAGAGGCAGAGAAACAGUUGCGUCACGAGAAGCAUUACAAGUACAUAAGCUCACAUGAUGUAGCCUAUUGGGCUAGGAGUUUCGAUCAGGACUUAGAGAGGGCUUGUAGAGAGCAUUACCGUAAGAGGUGUUGGGGUGUUGGUUUUGGCUUGGGGUUUAGAAUCGUAGCUCUCGAUCCUACAUUCAGGAAGCUUUCAGCGGAAAGCAUCAUGUCUGCUUAUAGAAACACACACAGCAGGUUGAUCCUUUUAGACUACGAUGGUACUAUGAUGCCCGGGGUAUCUGUUGACAAAACCCCAAGCGAAGAAGUUAUUUCUGUGUUGAAUCGCUUAUGCAGUGACCCUAGAAACGCGGUGUUCAUUGUCAGUGGCAGAGACAAGAAUUGCCUCAGCAAGUGGUUCUCUCCGUGCGAGAAGCUGGGCCUCUCAGCAGAACAUGGCUUCUUUACCAGGUGGAGUUGUGAUAGCCCGUGGGAGACAUGUGGAUUAGGAAUGGAUUUCGAAUGGAAAAAAGCUGUAGAACCGGUGAUGGCUCAUUAUACAGAAGCAACAGACGGUUCUUUCAUUGAACCAAAGGAGAGUGCUUUGGUUUGGCACCACCAAGAAGCCGACCCUCAUUUCGGAUCCUGCCAAGCAAAAGAGCUUCUUGAUCACCUCGAGAGCGUGCUUGCCAAUGAACCAGUAGUUGUCAAAAGAGGACAGCACAUCGUUGAAGUGAAACCUCAGGGUGUGAGCAAAGGCAUAGUAGUGGAAAAUCUAAUCUCAACGAUGCUGAGUAAGGGAAAGGCGCCAGAUUUUCUUUUGUGCAUAGGAGACGAUAGGUCAGAUGAAGAUAUGUUUGAGAGCGUUGCUCGUUCAACCUCUGAUCCAAGCCUACCAAGCAUAGCACAUGUCUAUGCCUGCACUGUGGGUCAGAAGCCAAGUAUGGCAAAAUGUUAUCUGGACGACACUGUUGAAGUCAUCAAGUUACUUCAAGGACUAGCCACUGCAUCAUCAUCAUCGCCCACAAAGUCCCUACAAUCUCAGGAACUGCAAGUAUCUUGAUACAUGAGACUUGCAUAGUGCCAAAAUAAUAUCUUGUACAGAUGAUACUUACUCUUGUAGGUUGAUUUACAGAGAGUUUCAUACUUAGAAAGCUGAUUCAUGUUCUUUUUAACGUAACUCGUCUAGAUAUUUCUUCUGUAUUUCCAAUUACAGUAAAAAUUUUGCAUUGACUUGAUCGUUAA